AUGGAGGGAAAAAAGAGCAGUGAUCAUUCAGGUGAAACAACGAUCAGAAUCCCGGAAACGACGACGAAAUCAAUCAAGCUAGAACGCGGCGGCGGUGGAGGAUGGAAGAGAGGCGUUGGAAUCUUCGAUUUCAUCUUAAGGCUUAGCGCCAUCGCUGCUUCAUUAGCGGCUGCCGUCACAAUGGGAACCACCGAUCAAACUCUCCCUUUCUUCACUCAGUUCUUUCAAUUUCAAGCCAGCUACGACGAUCUCCCCGCCUUCACGUUCUUUGUGAUUGCAAAUGCAGCAACAAGUGGGUAUCUGGUUCUCUCAUUGGCUUUUUCUAUCGUCGGAAUCGUUCGCCCUCAUUUGACCGGAAUCCGUCUACUUCUCCUCAUCCUCGACAUCGUUAUGGUGUCUCUAACGACGGCGGCGGCGGCGGCGGCCGGAGCUAUUGUAUACUUGGCUCACAAUGGAAAUCCGAGUGCUAAUUGGAUCGCGAUUUGCCAACAAUUUGACGAUUUUUGCCAACGCAUAAGUGGAGCCGUUGUCGCUUCUUUCAUUGCUGCAUUUCUCCUCAUCCUGCUCGUCAUCCUUUCCGCUGUUGCUCUCAGGAGGCAUUAA
Messenger RNA from Impatiens glandulifera, 603 nucleotides. Its product is annotated as casparian strip membrane protein 3-like. The transcript is spliced from 3 exons. NCBI's taxonomy places the organism in Eukaryota, Viridiplantae, Streptophyta, Magnoliopsida, Ericales, Balsaminaceae. The record is from RefSeq and is a predicted model, not a curated record. The coding region runs from base 1 to 603 and encodes 200 amino acids.